AACAACAAAACUACAACACUUUUGUUUUCUCAACUCUUUCUUAACUGGCCGCUGCGCAAGGACAGCUUUUAACCAGUCAUUAACAAAACAAAAAAACCCCGACACUUUCCUUUUAAACGGCUUCAUGGGCGACGGAAACAAGUGCUUGGUAGACAUGCUGUGUGCUGCCCCUACAGACAGUGUAACACCUACAGUAAGAAGGUACUUCAUUCUCAGUCUAUUAUGUAUAUUUAAGUAUUAUAGUAACAUUCGAGGUGUUGAUGGCUCGUUAAUCAGAGCAUUGUGCAAGUAGCCUUGCUUAUCAGAAUCAACAUAGCAAAUCUGUCAAAAAACAUAUUGAGCCAUAUACAGCCUAUCAAACUUCAGAAUCCUGGUCACACUAAGUCUCACGGUCUGGCCUCCACCGUUGUCAAGGAAACCGUUUACAAUCACAACACGUUGCAACACAUGCAGUCAACAAAGGUAAAGAUAAUACUACAUUUCACUUGCACGCUGUUUACAUAUUGAUAACACUAUACAAAGUUUUCCUGAAAUACAUACCGCCGUGUUUAUUGAAAUCAGACGACACUGAAUGCAGGCCUUGUAGAUAUGAAUCAUCCAGCUAAAAACAUCUCACUGGGUUUCUUCCUUGUGUUAUGUGAGCUAGUGUCACAGCAAUACCACAGCUGAGAAAAUCUGAAUUUCGUUGAAUAAAAAAUUCAGAACACGUGAUGAAACAAUUAUAUUUCAAGGAUGGCGUAUCACUAGAAGGCUGACCCAAAGUGGGAUUGCUCUUAACCUCUUUUUGCUUGGUCACAUGAUCAUAUGACCAUUAUGUACCUGUCACGUGAUCAGUAUUCGCUUUGUCUGCUGGAAAACAACAUGGCGUCUGCAUGUCGCAACAGAAGGUUCGACGAUAUUUUUUCUUUCAAACAGAUAAAAUUCAACACUAAUUACUGAAUGUCUGUGUAACAAAAUAACGUGUGACUCUUGGCAAAGCAAUCAUGGGAAAACAAGAGCCGACCUCGUGUGUUAAUAAGACACACUCAGAAAUAAAUAUACCCAAUACAAGCAAUGCAAGUCUCUGAGCUUCAUUUCAUUAUAGAUAUUAUUAAGAAAACUUAGGAUUUUUUCCUUUUUGUGUAAAGUAAGUUGAUUUCAGAGACUAGAUGUGUUAGUCUAGAGCCGACCUUUCAGUGGCCUGACCGGUAUAUCACAUUCAGCAUAAUUCUUGUUGCGGUAAACAGACAUUAACCCCAGGUGUCAUUCCCAUGCUUUUCACAAUCUCAAACUAACUGCCUCCAUAUGCUUUUCAUUACAUUUGACUGGUUGGUAACUAUUGAUGACAGGAAUGGCGAGUUAUUUGCGAUCGAAAGAACCACGGUUGUGAAUCCUGGGUUAGUGCAGUAACACUGGAACAGCUCAGUUUCAACAUGCUACAACAAAGGUUCCGGUUAGAUCACUGAAGGUGUCGGGUCCGUGGGUCAUUGCUUUCACAUACUGGCCAAGGCUGUCCCUGGAGACAUAGAGGGUGAGGAGAUGAGUACUUGCUGGGACUUAUUCAGGCACUGUCACACAGAUGGACAGAUGGGUCACACAGGUGGACAGGAGGGUCACGCAGGUGGACAAGAGGGUCACACAGGUGGACAGAUGGUCACACAGGUGGACAGAUGGUCACACAGGUGGACAGAUGGUCACACAGGUGGACAGGAGGGUCACACAGGUGGACAGAUGGUCACACAGGUGGACAGAUGGUCACACAGGUGGACAGAUGGUCACACAGGUGGACAGAUGGUCACACAGGUGGACAGGAGGGUCACGCAGGUGGACAGAUGGUCACACAGGUGGACAGAUGGUCACACAGGUGGACAGGAGGGUCACGCAGGUGGACAGAUGGUCACACAGGUGGACAGAUGGUCACACAGGUGGACAGAUGGUCACACAGGUGGACAGGAGGGUCACACAGGUGGACAGAUGGUCACACAGGUGGACAGGAGGGUCACACAGGUGGACAGAUGGUCACACAGGUGGACAGAUGGUUACAGAGGUGAACAGAUGGUCACACAGGUGGACAGGAGGGUCACGCAGGUGGACAAGAGGGUCACACAGGUGGAGAGAGUGGUCACACAGGUGGACAGAAGGGUCACACAGGUGGACAGAAGGGUCACACAGGUGAACAGGAGGGUCACACAGGUGGACAGGAGGGUCACACAGAUGGACAAGAGGGUCACACAGGUGGAGAGAGUGGUCACACAGGUGGAGAGAGUGGUCACACAGGUGGACAGAAGGUUCACACUAUUGGACAGAGUGGUCACACGGGUGGACAGAAGGGUCACAAGUGGACAGGAGGGUCACACAGGUGAACAGAACGGUCACACAGGUGGACAGGAGGGUCACACAGGUGGACAGAAGGGUCACACAGAUGGACAGAGGGGUCACGCAGUUAGACAGAGGGGUCACACAGUUGAACAGAGGGGUCACACAGAUGGACAGGAGGGUCAAACAGAUGGACAGAAGGGUCACACAGGUGGACAGAAGGGUCACACAGAUGGACAGAUGGUCACACAGAUGGACAGAGGGGUCACGCAGUUAGACAGAGGGGUCACACAGUUGAACAGAGGGGUCACACAGAUGGACAGGAGGGUCAAACAGAUGGACAGAAGGGUCACACAGGUGGACAGAAGGGUCACACAGAUGGACAGAUGGUCACACAGAUGGACAGAGGGGUCACGCAGUUAGAC
This is a messenger RNA of Haliotis rubra (blacklip abalone), 2720 nucleotides long. RefSeq lists its product as uncharacterized. NCBI's taxonomy places the organism in Eukaryota, Metazoa, Mollusca, Gastropoda, Lepetellida, Haliotidae. The transcript has 2 exons. The record is from RefSeq and is a predicted model, not a curated record. Bases 1519 to 2718 code for a protein of 399 amino acids.